UCAAACUGCUUUUAGCUGUGGACGUGUGAUCACGGAGACUGCUGCACUAUUAGAGGGGAAAAUGGAGGCACUAGGGGACCGUCUGAAGGUGAUGGUUAAAGUCUUCAGGAGAGAGUGUCACAGGGUUUUACACUCAGAGAGGACCACCAUUCAUGGAGCUGAUGGCAUGCUGAUGUUGUUGCAGCUGGCCAUGGCAGACAUUAAUAAGCAGCGUGGCGGAGAGUUCAAAGUGGCUCUGAGUGAUGUCCUGAUGGCCUGGAAACACUUACUGUUAGACAAACUUCACCUGCCACCCCCCAACUUUGCACGCUUGGAGAACUAUGAUCUCAUCCUGGAGGCAUACGAAUCCUUCCUGAAACGCUCCAACACUGUGGACCUGGUUGAUAUCCUCUCCAUGUACAAACAGCUGAGAGUAGAGGAGACGGACCCUGGGGAGCCUGUGAGCCCGGUCGAGUUGUUUGAGUUCUUAUCAGGAAACACGGAGGUCUCAGAGUUGCCAGACUCUUCAGUCCCGUCAACACCGUCCAGUAAAAGCAGGCCCUGCAGCUCCCAGGUGAAAACGGCAGUGAGACGGGUUUUCUGCUCCUAUCUGAAUUUACUUGUGAACAUCAAGAACGACCUGGCCUUGGCGCUAACCCUUGACGUCCCUAGUCGCACUCUUGGACGUCAGGCAUUCACUGACAUAAAGCAUGCUGCACAGAACAACAACACUUCCCUCUUCUUGGCUGUGACAUCUUUUGUGAGGGCCAUCCAGCUCGGAGGGAAGGGCUACGCUCCAGCUGAGUCUGACCCACUGAGGAAACACGUCAAAGGCCUGUCUGACUUUGUCCAGUUUCUAGACAACCUGGAAGAAAUACUAGGGGAGAUUCCUGACCCAAGGUACACAAUGCAGCUUAAUCCAGGCUUCCACUCGCUCCCUGUCUUACUGUUGCCUCUGAGGUAAUACUUCCUUUCUUGUGACUGAGACGGCUGUAAAUGUUGGAGGUGGGGACGUGCUCCAUUCAAGGACUGAACUGUGAUUCGUGCUCUAUUCUCAAUCUGUUUGUUUGUGGCGCUGGUCUUUCAGUACUUUGAAAGACUUCGUCAUUAUUGUGUCUGAAAUCCUGACAACAGAUAUUUCGAUGUGCCACAGCACGGGGGAAUUUCUAGGAACUCAUCAGGAAUUGCGCCGCUCUGGUGAACCGAUCUUCGUGCUAAAGCAAGAGACCAUCAAGCCACUAAGAGUCACUGCAAUCUUCCUGUCUGUGGUCCGGUCAGAGACACUGGAAUUUCAAAAGGCAUCCACAAGUAACCAAACAAAUUAGGGUCUUAUUUUCAAAUUAUAUGAUCAAAUAUUUUAAAAAUAAAAAGGAAUUUGAGGUCCAAAACUUGACAGAGUAAACUAACAAACAGCAAAAGGAGUAGUUCAACAGUUCUGGAGGAGAGUUAAAGUAAAAUGUCAACACUACUUUCACAUCUGUCAGGUAAAGGUGAAGUUGCAGCCAGCAGCUUGUUAGAUUAGCUUAGCACAAAGACUGGAAACAGAAGUCAAUGGAGCAUUUGUUUGGGACUAUUUUCAGCCGUGGAUUAACACGCAUUUGUUGCACUUCUGAAUAUUUACAGCAGCAGGACUGUGUAUGUGGCAAUAAGUCAAAAUAAACAAUGUUAGUGCUCAUGGUAAUGCUGGAACA
This is a messenger RNA of Epinephelus lanceolatus (giant grouper), 1670 nucleotides long. NCBI's taxonomy places the organism in Eukaryota, Metazoa, Chordata, Actinopteri, Perciformes, Serranidae. The record is from RefSeq and is a predicted model, not a curated record.